This is a messenger RNA of Chlamydomonas reinhardtii, 1668 nucleotides long. RefSeq lists its product as uncharacterized. Gene Ontology annotation, cellular component: cytoplasm; COP9 signalosome. NCBI's taxonomy places the organism in Eukaryota, Viridiplantae, Chlorophyta, Chlorophyceae, Chlamydomonadales, Chlamydomonadaceae. Bases 113 to 1234 code for a protein of 373 amino acids. Gene Ontology annotation, biological process: protein deneddylation. Gene Ontology annotation, molecular function: metallopeptidase activity; protein binding; deNEDDylase activity. The transcript has 11 exons. The record is from RefSeq and is a predicted model, not a curated record.
CCAAGGAUUUGCCAUUACAUCUGCCACAUACUUAACUCCCGGCUCUGGAGCAAACUCCCGUGCAAUCUAGGGUCGCACCUCCUGUUCCGGGCUUGCUAGGCUUUUCCGCACGAUGGCUGGGGAGUCUAGCACCGCACGUGUGAGAUGGGAGCUUGAAAACAACAUUGCUCCUGCAGCCUCGGAGGACACAGAUGCACUCUUCAAGUAUGACGCGGCGGAGCAGCAGCUAGCACAGAGCUGCAAGCCCUGGGCGAAGGACCCUCACCACUAUAAGCAUGUGCGCAUGUCGGCUCUGGCGCUGCUGAAGAUUGCGAUGCACGCGCGCUCGGGAGGCAAUCUGGAGGUCAUGGGUAUUCUGCAGGGCAAGGUGGUGGGUGACACGUUCAUUGUCAUCGACUCGUUCGCGCUGCCGGUGGAGGGCACGGAGACGCGCGUGAACGCGCAGGCGGAGGCGUAUGAAUACAUGGUGGACUUCCUGGACACAAACAAGGCGGUGCACCGGCCAGAGAACGCGGUGGGCUGGUAUCACUCCCACCCCGGAUACGGCUGCUGGCUGUCGGGCAUCGACGUCAACACGCAGAUGAUGAACCAGCAGUACCAGGAGCCCUGGCUGGCGGUGGUUGUGGACCCCAUGCGCACCAUGGCGGCGGGCAAGGUGGAGAUUGGCGCAUUCAGGACAUACCCCAAGGACUACAAGCCCGCGGACGAGGGCCCCUCCGAGUACCAGACCAUUCCGCUGGACAAGAUUGAGGACUUUGGUGUGCACGCCAAGUCCUAUUACCCGCUGGACAUCACCUUCUUCAAGAGCAGCACUGACAGCCACCUGCUGGACCUGCUGUGGAACAAGUACUGGGUGGCCACCCUGUCCGCCUCACCGCUCAUCAGCAACAGGGAGUUCGCGGCGGGGCAGAUUGCGGACGUGGCUGAGAAGCUGGAGCAGGCCGAGUCCAGCCUGGCACACGGGGCGCGCCUGGGCAGGUACUUUGAGAAGAAGAAGCCUGCCACCAGCGGCAGCGGCGCGGCCGGCGGCGGCGGCGGCGGCGAGGAGAGCGCGCUGGCCCGCAUUUGCCGCGACACCUCCAAGCUGGCGGCGGAGCAGAUCAAGGGGCUGUCAACGCAGCUGGUAAAGCAGGCGCUGUUCAACUGCAAGCUGUCGGGCCCAGGCGCCGGCUCGGCAGCAGGUGCAGCUGGGUCGUCAGCGGCCGCCGCAGCGGCGGUGCCGAUGGAGACGUGAGGAGGCGGGCAUGCUGGAGGGCAGGAGGGUUGUGUCGAUGUGUAACGGGGCGGGGUGCUGAGGUGGAACGGGAUGGCAGACGGAGGCAGCGAAUGGUGGGCGAGUGGGGUGGAGGCGGCGCCUGGCAGCAAGUGUGGGUGUGCGGCGCCGGGAGGUUACGUGUUGCUGUGUUUUUGUGUUCACGUAGGACGGAGAUUGCAGGUAGCUGGGCAGCUGCAGCUUUGCUUUCACUUUACUUUUACAACUGUUUGGAAGUCGAUCACGCGGAGCAGGAUGGGCUGGGCCGGCUGGCAGAGCGUGUGUCUUGUGCCAAAGGAUUAUUGGCGGACUCAGUGGAUGCCGGAUGCAGGUCCCACCUUGGGUCCCAUACCGUGCGUGAGAAGGCAGGGUCUAGGCUGUGCCUCCAGACGCAGAUGUUGUAAGCUCACAGAGGA